This is a messenger RNA of Vigna unguiculata (cowpea), 526 nucleotides long. The record is from RefSeq and is a predicted model, not a curated record. NCBI's taxonomy places the organism in Eukaryota, Viridiplantae, Streptophyta, Magnoliopsida, Fabales, Fabaceae.
GUCGUAGCUAACAUCAAGGCAAUUCAACAAGAAAAUAAGUUAAGAGAAGUGAGUUGCAAGGAGAAGAUCAGAAUGGGAGAUUUGAUGCAGAGAAUCAUGGAAAUGAUCAAGGCUGAGGAAGCAGCGAAAGGGUACAACAAUGGUUCUUCAAACUCAUUCAACAACCAUGGCAGCGGUCCCCAGCAUUUCGGCGGCGCAACCAUCAACAGUGGCCAAUAUGCAGGUAACCGUAGCAGGUUUAAACACUCAGAGCACUACGAUGAACAGGUUCUGAAUAACACUGGUACUUUCAAUGGUAAUGGCAACGGAGGGAGUAUCCAGGGUGGCUUUAAAGCCGAAACAAGGAACUUCUACCGUCGACCUUAUGAUAAUUAAUUGUGUGUAGUUUAUAUAUACAAAACGGGCAUCACUGUGUGGUGUUAUGUUGUAUUAUAUAGCCAUAAAUAAUGUUGAGCACAGCUCUAGUGUUAUGUUAUGUAAUGAAUAAUGGUUUUGGGGUUUUAUCUUAACCUCAAUAUGCUUCUCA